Molecule: messenger RNA, 2484 nt
Organism: Nezara viridula (southern green stink bug)
Lineage: Eukaryota; Metazoa; Arthropoda; Insecta; Hemiptera; Pentatomidae
Source: the annotation of a GenBank genome assembly
AUUAUACGUUUUUUUAUUAAUUUUUUAAUUUAGUUUUAUAAGUUCAACUCAGACUGUUUCUGAUGAUUAUGAAUGACGGCGUAUUCACUCAGAUGAUUAUGAAUGUUCAAUUUGAAUCAUGAGAAAAAAAACAUUAGAAUUAGUUUAAAUUGAAGCCAUUUUACAGACAAAUUUGUUUCCCAACUUUUUAAAAAUGACAGAUGUCCUUUGCUACUAAUCUACUCAUAUGUGCUUUCUGUUUUCUUUCUUUUUCAUUUUGCCAGGCUAAGCCACAGCAGCGCGUGGCCGGGUAAAGCUAGUAUAAUAUAAAAUUAUUAUAAUUUAUAAAAACCCAAAUAUUAUUCAUCUAUUUUAAAAAGCCGUAGUCAUGAGGAAAAUUUACGUGUCCUAUCUAUUGUUUAGGGGGGUCAUUAUAAUAUUAAUAGAUAACAAACAGAAAAUAUGUCUUGUGCCUACUAUUGUCAACCGGGUACAAUAGUAUCGAGCAGCGAUAUUAGCAUUUAAAGGAUGUCAUGUCGGAAGGCACCAAACUCCACUGCCAUCAGUAUAUUAAUGAGCCCUUGAUAUCGCCGGUCCACUUCCGCCAUGAUCCUCAGCACCAAAGAGUUCUGGGCGACCUUCCUGGCCUUCCUGAGGCUGCACUUCCCGGAACAGCUGGACGAAGGACUGAGGACGCCCAACACGCGACAAGAGGACGUCGCUGCGGAGUACGACUUCAUCAUAGCCGGAGCUGGCUCUGCGGGUUGUGUCUUGGCAAACAGGCUGUCCGAAAACCCGGGUUGGAAGGUUCUUCUCAUAGAGGCAGGUUGGAGGGAUGACUACGUUUCGGACACUCCGUUUCUCGCGGAGUUCCUCGGCAACACGGAGAAAGACUGGAACUACACAACUGUGAAGCAGGAGCGGGCAUGUUUAAGUACGGAGGGGACGUGCAGAGCUCCUAAAGGAAGGGUGAUCGGUGGCUGCAGUACCAUCAACUGGAUGAUCUACAACAGGGGCAACAGGGAAGACUACGACGAAUGGGAGCGCCUCGGCAAUCACGGUUGGGGCUACGAACAGGUUCUGCCGUACUUCAAGAAAGCAGAGAACAUGACUGAAGAAUGCUUGCUGGGUUCGAACACGCACAGUUCAAGCGGACCUCUAAACGUCCAAUAUCCAAGGUACGUGACCCCACUGAGGAGGGACUACGUCAGGGCAGGCGAAGAGAUCGGGUGGCGAUUCACCGACUAUAACGCCGGCGAACAGAGGAACGUCAUCGACUACCUUCAGUACACCAUGAACGGACCCCUUCGCGAGAGUACCGUCAAAGCCUAUCUAGACCCGAUCAGGUCCAGGAAGAACGUAGACAUAAUAAUGGACUCGAUGGUCAGCAGAGUUCUCAUUGAAGACAAUGUCGCAAGAGGAGUAGAAUACUACAGGGAUGGGAAGGCAUACAAAGUAUUCGCGAAAAAAGAAGUAAUAUUAUCGACAGGAGCGAUAGAGACACCAAAACUUCUGAUGUUGUCGGGAAUCGGACCCAGUCAGGAACUCAAGAAACACGACAUUGGUGUAUUGGUGGACUUGCCAGUCGGGAAAUAUUACCAAGACCAUAUCAACAUACCAAUUUAUUUCGAAGUCAAUGAACUCGCUGAGACUGUGACUGAAAGUAUUUGGAAAACUAACGAGAGCAUAAUGGCGUUUGCGAAAGACAAAGAUGGGCCCUUGACGAUGGCUCCCGGAGGAACUGAAGCGACAUCUUUCUUUAAUCCUCUAGAAAAGGGACCGCCUUCCGUGCAGACGAUCUACUGCAGUGCUGCCCCCUCGAAUAAUUUGGGAGACAAAAAAAUCAUCAAAGCAUGGGUUGUCAACAUCCAACCACUCAGUGUUGGAGAGAUCAGGCUGAAGAGCGGAGACUUCAGGAAUCCUCCGCUUCUUGAUCCUAACCUCUUUCGCGAUGAGACUGACAAGAAGGUUCUGGAGAAAGGCAUCGAAAGACUGUUCGAGUUUAUGAACUCAGAGACCAUGUCCAAGUACUCUCCUAAACUGUACACGGAACACGUCCAGCCGAAAUGUCAUGGCAAAGAAGGGUCUGAGUACAUCGGCUGUGCUAUUGCCGAAUAUUCGGAACUGACAGACCGUCCUUUCGGGACAGCACGGAUGGGACCUAGAGGAAGCGAUGCCGUCGUAUCCUCGGCAGAUCUAACCGUUCGAGGUCUCAGGCAGCUGAGGGUAGUCGAUGCUUCCGUCAUGCCGAAGAACCCAGGCGCCAACACGAACGCUCCGGUUAUAAUGAUAGCAGAGAAAGCAGCGGACAUCAUCAGAAGUUAUUAUCAGGAAUACCGAAGCUGCGAUGAAAUUAUUGAAGAGACAGAAAAUCAUGAAGAAACCACAACCAAUAGACCUAAACCACCUAGCUUUGCCUUUAAUCAUCCCAGUCGUAAACCAAAUAUAUUCAACAACUUUUACAACCAACUGCAAAAUAUGAUGAAACCAAAAUUACAUGAUUAA